Messenger RNA from Brassica napus (rape), 3111 nucleotides. RefSeq lists its product as uncharacterized. The record is from RefSeq and is a predicted model, not a curated record. Bases 1434 to 2177 code for a protein of 247 amino acids. The transcript has 2 exons. Gene Ontology annotation, molecular function: rRNA (uridine-N3-)-methyltransferase activity. Gene Ontology annotation, cellular component: cytoplasm. Lineage: Eukaryota; Viridiplantae; Streptophyta; Magnoliopsida; Brassicales; Brassicaceae. Gene Ontology annotation, biological process: rRNA base methylation.
ACCAUGCGUAAGAAGCAUGUAUGUGUAAUGAGCAUGUAUUAUCCUAGUUUUCUUUUAUUAUUAAAUACCAACCCGGUUUUUGGGUAUUUUAAAACUCUCGUCUUUGUAAUAUAAUAUGGACAGCAAAUAAUGAGUAGUGCUGGUAAAAAAUAAAUAAGUAAACUCACAAAAUCUGAAGAGCCAAAUUAGCAAAGAGAAAACUCUUUGAUCCACGGAAUUGAACUCAUCAUAUCCGUUUAUAAUCUACAUAUGUAAAUGCAUGGCGAGAGAAGCAAAAGCAAGAAGAUGAAAUGGAGGUUUCAAAUACUAAAUACUGUAGUCAUUACAAUAUUAGACAACAAAUUAAAUUGAUUCUCCCAGGUGGAAGGUGACUUCUAUUAAUUUUCUCUAUGUCUAGCCAAAGCAACUUCUUUGGCUACUAAUAUAACUGUAACUUCUCUUGAUACUCGCGAGGUAUAUAAAUACAGAGUGUUAUAUACGAUUUAUAAAUGAGAAACUAUUGGAGAGAAGAUCCCACAUUGGAAAAUCAAUGGGACAUUAAGUAAUAUAUAAAGGGUUAGGGCCAAUCCACUAAUUGCCAAUUGGUUUUGAGUUAGAAGCCCAUAAUAAACCCGAAUCUAACAUGGUAUCAGAGCCCAGAUCCUAAUAAGUUAAACCCCUAAUUAAUAUUAACCCUACCCGACCGGAUAUAUAGGUCAUAAUUGACUCGCUCGACCGAGUAUAACUGUCUUAAAAAAGUUUCCGAGAUUUAUGGCCGAGAAGAGCCAUCAUCUCGAGGAGGGGUAUUAAGGGAUAUGUAUCCCACAUUGGAAAAUCAAUGGGACAUUAAGUAAUAUAUAAAGGGUUAGGGCCAAUCCACUAAUUGCCAAUUGGUUUUGAGUUGGAAGCCCAUAAUAAACCCGAUGUGGGAUCUUCUCUCCAAUAGAAACCCUAGUUUGGACGUAUCGUCUUCGAGGCUUGAGAAGUUGAGACCAUCAUUGUUUGCUUCCGUUUCAGUUUCAGUGCUUCAGAUAAUGAUUAGGGUGUUAAGAUAAGGUUGAAAAAAUCAUAAUUGUUGUAGAGGAAAUAGAGCGGAAGUACAAGGAUGCCGAGAAUAACGUAGAAGAGUUGGAGCGACGUGGGUGCACCGUGGUUCACGGUUUUAAGGUGCACUCCAUGGACACGGAACAUCGCGAAUCGAUAUGAUAUAGAAUCAUAUACUCUGGUAAAAAAAGAAGCUUGAUUCUUGUCUUCGAAAGGAUAAAUUAACAGAAUAUUGAAUGCUUUCGAAAUACAUAAAUACUCACAAAGUUCGAAGACCCAAAACUAAUCUCGUAAACAAACAGAACCAAACAUUUAAGUCUUCUUUGACCCAUGCAUCCAUAGAUACAUAUAUGAAUGCAGAAAUAUCAUAUAUAUACAGGGUGUGAGAAGUUAAGUCAUGCACAGAUGAAAUGGAAGUCCAAGAAACUAAAAGGUUAAAACACUACAAUAACAAACAAAAGAUACUUUUGGUUGGAGAAGGAGACUUCUCCUUUUCUCUGUCUCUAGCCAGAGCCUUUGGUUCAGCAACAAACCUUAUUGCUACCUCUCUCGAUUCUCAAGCGGAGCUAGAGCGCAAUUACAAGAAUGGGAAGGCGAACGUAGAAGAAUUGGAGAGACUCGGGUGCAAUGUAGUCUUUGGAGUUAACGUCCACUCCAUGACCACAAAGCAUAACCUUGGUUGUUCUGCUACAUACGAUAGAGUCAUUUUCAAUUUCCCUCACGCUGGAUUCGAUUAUGGUCGUGAGCACGAAAUCAAAACAAUCAUGUACGAUAGAGUAACCUCAUUUAUUGUUGUCUUCCCUUUGGUUCUCUUUGGUAUUUUUAUAUUUUGGGAAGGAAAAUACAUUUUCGGUUGGUUCAGGAGGCAUCAAGAACUUGUGAGAGGUUUUAUGAAGAGUGCGAGACUGUUGGUGAAAGACGAAGACAAGGGAGGAGAGAUUCAUGUGGUUCAUAAGACGGAAUAUCCAUUCAGCGAGUGGAAGCUCAAGACUCUGGGUGAGAAAGAAGGCUUAGAAUUGGUCAGUGAGAUCGAGUUUUGCUUAAAUCAUUAUCCUGGUUAUUCCAACAAGAGAGGAAGUAGAGGUUACAAUGACUCUAGCUUCCCUGUUGGAAAAUCAUCUACCUUCAUUUUUAAGAAACAGUUCUUUUAUUAAUUUGGAAUCAUAUUUAUUUGUAUUGAAAUGUUUAAUAUUUUCCACAUGCUAGUACUUCCUCUAUCCUAUUUUAUAAGAUGUUUUUUUUAUUUUAUAAUAUUUGUGAGUCCAUUAUUAAUUUUUCAGUAUUUACGUGGUUAUAUCUAGCUAUGUUUUUUGCCAUUAUAUAUUUCGUGCCUUUGGACGAAAAAUUAAAAAAACAAUAAUAUAUAUAAUAGAAACCAAAAUUAUAUAUAAAUAUAUUUUUGUUUGAAACCUAAAUUGUAAACAAAUUAUACAUUACAAAAUAGAAUUACUUUAAAAUAAUAUGAUUUAGACAAAAAGGAGUAUUGAUUUUGUGAUCCAAAAGAGAUCAGUGUACAGGUUUUCUUAUAUUUUAAAUCAGCCUCAAAAAAAAUAAUUGUAGCGGAUUCUGAUUAAAUCAUCUUCAUUAAUAAUGUUCAAGAUUGUUUACUAAAAAUUAAAAGAAAAAACAUUAAUCAAUGUUUGUCUCUUGUAUUUUCUCAAAAUUGUUGAUGAUUUCUGAAAAUUAAUCUGAAGUGAAAAUUAUCUGGAUGUUAGAGCACCUUCAAUGAAAGUUUCUUAGCUACCAUAUUUUCACUAAAUAGUAAUUUUCUAUAUAUUAAUAGAAAAACAUUAAAAAAGUUAUAACUUGUAGUUUUUAGUAAUUAAAAAAAUGUUACGCUGAGUUGUCACGUAAUUGGAAGUCAAUUUUGUUUAUAUGGCAGUUUGAGAAUCAAUUGAGAAUUUGGUUAGUCGAAAGUUAAAUUGCUAGUAAAUGUUAAAUUAUAUAGAAUGUUUAUUAUGGAUCAUUCAUUUAUCAAAUCAAAAUUAUUAUAUAUUCUUUUCUUAAAUAAAAAUUACGGAAUUAACUAACAUGAUUAAGAUAUAUAUGACAAUUAAUGAUUUUAAAUAAUAAAGAUUUGCUAAUAAU